AUGCCGCCGCGCCCUCUCGUUGCCCUGCGCCAUCACCACCGCCCAUUUCUGCCCCUCGCGCUCUCGUCGCUCCGAAGUCACGUUCAAGCUACAACCGCCGCUCCGCAUCUUUCGCAGAGAGCUCUUACUUCGCUGCAUCCCGUCCCAUCCUUACCGAGCGGCGUCGCGCACACGCUAGAGAUUCGAGUCGCUGCCGCGUUGCUCGAACCGCAUAUCGUGUCGCCAAUCCACGCCGUGCAAUCGGGCCUCGCGCGCGCGCCCUCGCCGUCGCCGCAACCCGUCGCUCAGCCGCAGCCGUGGCGCCAUGGCGCGCCACCUCGCUGCCACACCCGCCAUCCCUCGCCUGCUCCUCUUGCGCCCUCGCCCCUCGCAGGCAGUGCGAGUGGAUGGCUGCGAUCUGCUGCUGCGGGUGAGAGCUAUGUGAUCCCGCGCACUCGCACGCGGAGCUUCGCCCGCGGCAGUGGCGGCGGCAGUGACGAACGGAGUGCAGGCGGUGGAGACGACAGCGAGGCGCGAUUGAAAGGCGAAGGCUGGGGUGGUAACCACACGGAGCGAGGUGGCAAGGCGGAGGCGCAUGCGAUGGAGGCGUACCUGCGGCGGUUCGUGGACUACGAGAAGCGAGGCGUGCCCGACGGUGCUGCUGCCGCUGCUGAGGCGACGAGCGAGGCGGGUUCAGGCAUGCGGGAGGGCGGUGCGCGUGCGGGCGAGCAGGGGAGGGCGGGCGAGGAGCGGUUCGACCUGCAGCGCAUGCAGCGGCUGAUGGACGCCCUGGGGUCGCCCGUGUCGCAGUACAAGGUGGUGCAUGUGGCGGGCACCAAGGGCAAGGGCUCCACGGUGCACUUCAUCGCCAGCAUUCUGCGAGCGGCAGGCCUGGCUGUGGGCACGUACACCAGGUGCUGCACUGCCCGCCCACCACAGCUGCCCGUCCACCCGCUGCACACCCAGUACCUCGCUUGCCAUUCCAGUGCCAUUCCAGUGCCAUUCCAGUGCCAUUCCAGUGCCAUUCCAGUGCCACUCCACACACCGCCGCUGCUUUGCUCUCACUCCAACCACCACUGCCCCUCUUUCCCCUUUCUUCCCGCUCACCUUCCCCUCCCGCCUGCCCUGUGCACCUGCACGCCCCCUCCACGCGGCCCUCAUCUGCUCUCACCACUGCCUGCCUGCCCUGCUGGUGCGCCUGCGCUGCGGUGGGUGGGGGUGGGCAGUCCGCACGUGGUGAGGCUGAACGAGCGCAUCGUGGGCCCCACGGGGCACCCUGCCACCGAUGCGCAGCUGGCGGCGCUGCUGGCACGCCAUGGCGGCACAGUGGACGCCGUGUGGCACGAGGAGAAGCGGCGCGGGGGGGUGCUAUCACACUUUGAGGUGCCAUUCAUGUGGGGUGGCGUGGCGUGGUGUGGGAGUGGGGAGUGCAGUGGGGUGCUCUCUCACAUGUGGAGUGGCAACCCUGUGUGCCCAUCUGACACUACACCUCCCACAUUUCUCACCCAUGUGAAUGUCCCUCUCCACCCUGUCCUCCAUUGCCACUCACCGCUCAAAUCGCACAUACCUGUAACUCGCUUCGCGCCCCCCCCUGUGCGUGUGUGGGUGGCAGGUGCUGACAGCGCUGGCGUUGACGUUCUUCGCGGAGCAGAGGGUGCAAGUGGCCGUGGUGGAGGUACUCCUCCCGGGUGGGCUUGCGUGCAUGGGUGCACACAUGACCUUGCGGCAUGCGCGUGUGAUUGGAAGCAGGCGGGGCGGAUGCUGGGGUUGGUGCUGUGGGUGGGGCUGGGCGGGGUGUGUGAUGCCACGAACGUCAUCCCAGCGGGCAGCCUGGCAGCAGCAGUGAUCACGGCUAUCGGCAUGGACCACGUGGGCGCGCUGGGGGGGUCGCUGCACAGCAUCGUGCAUGCCAAGGCAGGCAUCAUGCACGCCGCCACCCCGGUGGUCAUCUCCCCCCAGCCUCACCCCUCGGUCCUCCCCCAGCUGCUCUCACUCGCCCACCGCCUGCACUGCCCCACCGUGCUUGUUGCUGCACCUCACAGCAGCGACACCAGUGCCAGCAGGCAUGGCAGCACACUGCUGCCCGGUGCUGGCAGCAGCAGCACGCCUGCUGAGGUGCUCCCCCCUGGUGGUGGCGAGGGCAGGGCGGGCGAGUGCAGUGAGAGCAGGCAGGGGGCGCAGGGGGCACUGGGCCCCGCACACGCGGAGGGGGUGGUGACUGAGGGGGAGCAGUGGGGGGACAGCAGCAGCGGGGCAUGGCAGGCACAGGGAGUGUGGCGGGCAGGUGUGGAGUGGAGGGAGAAGGGCGUGGACACGGUUGACAGCACGCAGGGCGGGCAGGAGGGGCGUGAGAGCGAGGGUGGUGGGCGGCGCAUUGCAACGGUGGUUGACUUUGCAGUGGACAUGGCAGUGCUCUCUGGCGACCCACACGCCGCCAAGGUGCGUGCCGUGCUGCACGCGUGCCAGGGCCAUGAGUCAGGCGCAAUUGUGGCACGGGGAUUUAAGACAGCCUUGAGCUAUGAGGAGCAGCUGAGGGGCGUGCGGGUGGGCAUGGUGGGCGCGCACCAAGCCGCCAACGCCGCCACAGCGGUGGCUACGGCGCUGCUGCUGCGCCACACACUGGGCGCCAUGGGCAGCGCCAUCACACCCGCCGCUGUGCGCCACGGGCUGCUGUGCACGCCGCUGCCAGGGCGCUUCCAGGUGCUGCCUGCGGCGCAGGUGUGCGCACUCACACGCACCGUGCUGGGGGGCACAGGGGAGACCGGGGGUGCGGGUGCGCUGGCGGAGAGCUGCACUGGUGUGCACGGGGAGGGGCACGGGGAGGGUUGGGGAGAGCGGCAGGAAGGAGGUGGAUGGGGGGAUGGCGGAGAGGGGAAGGAGGGGGAGGAAGCGCGGGGAGGGAAGGGGGAGUGUGGCGGAGGGCGAGGGAGCAAGGAGAGGGAGGCAGAGGUGGUUGUGGUUCUAGAUGGAGGUGUGCUGUUCCCUGCCCUGCCUCUCCUCUACUUGCCGCCUCCUGUAUCACUCACAUGCCACCCUUCUCCUCACUCACCUCUUGCACUACCAGUUCCGUUGCACCUCCUUUCCAGCCCUCCCCUUGCACUCCCUCCCCUUGCACUCCCUCCCCUUGCACUCCCUCCCCUUGCACUCUCUCCCCUUGCACUCCCUCCCCUUGCACUCCCUCUCCUUGCACGCCCUCUCCUUGCACGCGCUGACGACUCUCCAUCUCCAUGCACACACACGGGCGACUCUGCCGCAGCACUGGCGAGGACGCUGCUGCAAGUCUUUGGCGCGCCUGCCACCAUGCCCUCUCCUUCUGCCACCCACCCCGCACUCUCUGCUGCUGGGGAGACCAGCGCCAGAGGGGACGGGGACGCAGGGGCUGGCCAGGGCGGGGGUUGCGAGGGCGAAGUGAAUGGUAGUGGGAUGGGAGGGAGCAGUGCAGAUGGGGGUGUGCAGUAUGUGUUUGUGGUUGCCAUGGCAGCCGACAAGCAACACCACGAGUUCUGCUCUGCACUCUUCUCAGCCAUCCCGCCAGCAGCAGUGCUGUGCACGUCAGUGCCGAUUGCAGCGGCAUCACAGCGGGCCAUGGCCCCCGCUGCACUGCUCUCCAUUGCACACACCCACCUGCCAUCCAUGCCCCCUCUUCCUGGGGACCCCGCACUGCCACGCCUCGCUGCACUGCCUGACCUCCGCUCUGCGCUCGCAGCCGCCCUGGCCUUUUCCACCACGGGGCUGCUUCUCCCACACAGCAGCUCGCCUGAGAGGGAGUGGCUGGUCUUUACAUGCAGUGGGUGCUACGUUGACCCUACUAAACAGUUGACAUGA
Molecule: messenger RNA, 3804 nt
Organism: Closterium sp. Naga37s-1
Lineage: Eukaryota; Viridiplantae; Streptophyta; Zygnematophyceae; Desmidiales; Closteriaceae
Source: the annotation of a GenBank genome assembly